GCUGCUGCUUCUUCUUCAGGGCUGAGAGGACGCCUGAAGGCCCCUCCCUGAGCGGCUCGUUGCGCCUCUGCGCAGCCGGGGGCCGAGGCGGCUGGCCGGGCGGGGUGUUGGCGCAUUUCCAGCUGUGAAUUCGGGGUGCUUCACGUUGAGAGUACGCAUUGGUAGUUGCAAGUUAACUUUGCAUGUCGAGUUUGGAAAAAUUUUAUAUCAUCUUGCUACUCCUCAGUAUAAAAUGACCAGGCAUGCUUUUUGUUUCACGAAGCCUCUGUUGCCGUGGCAUUGGAACGUACCAUCUACAAACAAAUUUACUUUCUAGGUCCAUCAAGCUUUCAGCCUCUGAUACAAUGGCCUUUAGACACAAAAACACACGACGAAUUGAAGGCCUUGAUAGCAAUGUGUGGGUUGAAUUUACAAAGGUGGCAGCAGAUCCUUCAAUUGUUAAUCUUGGUCAAGGCCUCCCUGAUAUAUGCCCUCCCAGCUAUGUUAAAGAAGAGCUGGCAAAAGCAGCAGCAGUUGACAGACUGAACCAGUACACACGAGGCUUUGGGCAUCCAUCAUUGGUGAAAGUCUUGUCUAAAGUAUAUGAGAGAGUUUGUGGAAGAAAGAUUGACCCUCUCACAGAUAUCCUGGUGACAGUAGGAGGUUAUGGAUCUCUCUUUAGUACGAUACAGGCUUUAAUUGAAGAAGGCGAUGAAGUAAUAAUAAUAGAACCAUUUUAUGACUGUUAUGAACCAAUGGUGAAGAUGGCGGGUGCAAAGCCUGUUUUUAUUCCACUGAGAUAUAAAAAUGGUGGAAACUCUGCAUCCAGUGCUGAUUGGGUCUUAGAUCCAGCUGAACUUGCAAGUAAAUUUAAUUUGAAAACAAAAGCCAUUAUUCUGAAUACCCCACACAACCCUAUAGGCAAGGUAUUUACCAGAGAAGAACUCCAGAUAAUAGCUGAUCUCUGUAUUAAACAUGAUACUCUGUGCAUCAGUGAUGAGGUGUAUGAAUGGCUGGUGUACAAGGGAAAUAAACACACAAAAAUAGCUACGUUGCCAGGUAUGUGGGAAAGAACAAUAACUAUAGGAAGCGCUGGGAAAACAUACAGUGUAACUGGUUGGAAGCUUGGUUGGUCUAUUGGCCCUCAGAAUCUGAUUAAGCAUUUGCAAGUAGUUCAUCAAAAUACACUCUAUACUUGCCCAACUCCAUUACAGGAGGCUUUGGCACAAGCACUUUGGGUAGACUAUAAACGCAUGGAUGACCCAGACUGCUAUUUUUACUCUCUGCCUCGAGAGCUGGAAAGCAAGCGUGAUCGGAUGGCUCAGCUACUUCAAGAAGUUGGGCUGACACCUGUCAUUCCAGAAGGAGGAUACUUUAUGAUUGUUGAUGUUUCUACAUUAAAUGUGGAUCUCUCUGAUGUAGAUGAGAAUCAACCUUAUGAUUAUAAAUUUGUCCGAUGGAUGAUAUCAUCUAAGAAACUCUCAGCAAUUCCGCUUUCAGCAUUCUGUGGGCCUGAGACAAAGAGGCAAUUUGAAAAAUAUAUACGUUUUUGCUUCAUUAAGAAAGACAGCACUCUGGAUGCAGCUGAAGUGAUCCUGAAGAACUGGAAGAAGCAGAAAGCUUGAUUUUUUUUUUUUUUUUUUUUUUUUCUAUUUUUAUAUAUAUAUAUUUUUUUUAAAAUUUUUUCUCUUAAUUAACUCUUCUGUCUGGUAUAAUUAUCUUACAUCAGGGCUUUUGUUGCAGACUUAAGAACAAAUUACUUAAUACAGUACAGAAUUAAUAUGAUAUUGUAAAUAACUUUGUACUGCCACCUGCUGAGGAGUUAAAACAAUGAUUUACUGAUAUUUGUAAUGCAACUCAGGUUAUUUUCACAUGUCUUUGUCUUACUGAAAUGUGAAGAGUUCUAGAACUGCAAAAUAAAAAAUUGUUGUAGGUAUUUUAAGUUUUUUGGUAUGAGGUGGUGGAAAGUCACUGUAUGUCUCAGAGAAGAUAAGUGCCUUUCUAUGUACCUGUCUACUCUGUCCAUGCAUAGAUUGCAUCAGUUUAACUAAAAUGAUUGAGUUAAAUCAAUUAUGUGUGUAUACAGGCAAGAUCUAAAGGAAUAAUCAGUAUUUGGUUAUUUCCACGGUAGUCUUGUGCUAUUCUGAGGGUAUUCAGUCCUCAAUAAAAUUAUGCAGGUGGCAUUUAGAAUAGGAUUUCUUUUAUUUCUAGACUCUUGUUUACUCCAUAAAUGAAUCUGCAAAGCAAAAUAAAAGGACUUGCUAUAGAGGCAUCUCCAUCAGGUGAAUUAA
Molecule: messenger RNA, 2270 nt
Organism: Centrocercus urophasianus (Greater sage-grouse)
Lineage: Eukaryota; Metazoa; Chordata; Aves; Galliformes; Phasianidae
Gene: KYAT3
Product: kynurenine aminotransferase 3
Exons: 15
Coding region: 243-1604 (453 amino acids)
Biological process (GO): biosynthetic process
Cellular component (GO): cytoplasm; mitochondrion
Molecular function (GO): L-kynurenine:2-oxoglutarate transaminase activity; pyridoxal phosphate binding
Source: RefSeq, a predicted model, not a curated record